Messenger RNA from Batrachochytrium dendrobatidis JAM81, 1197 nucleotides. RefSeq lists its product as uncharacterized. Gene Ontology annotation, biological process: rRNA processing; ribosomal large subunit assembly. The record is from RefSeq and is a predicted model, not a curated record. Gene Ontology annotation, cellular component: preribosome, large subunit precursor. The transcript is spliced from 6 exons. Gene Ontology annotation, molecular function: rRNA binding. Bases 28 to 1197 code for a protein of 389 amino acids. Lineage: Eukaryota; Fungi; Chytridiomycota; Chytridiomycetes; Rhizophydiales.
CGAUUUUGCAUUAAAAGUACAAUUGCAAUGGGUGCAAGAAGAAAGAAGAAGAGAACUCAUGUGCCUAUUCAGGAUAUCACAAAUACUCCAAAGUCAUUUGUUAUCAAGUCUGGUGAGGUUGGACAGUCGCUAGGCAGGCUUGUGCGAGAUGUUCGUCGUACUAUGGAACCUAAUACUGCAACUCGACUCAAAGAAAGUCGAGGAAACAGGAUCAAAGAUUUUGUUCAUGUAGCAAGUCAACUGUCCGUCACUCAUAUGUUGAUUUUUUCUCGAAGCAAGACGGGUGAACCUAACCUCCGAAUAGGUAGAAUUCCUCGUGGACCUACCUUGUCAUUCCAUAUUUCAAGCUACUCGCUUAGCAAAGAUGUAGUUUCCUCUCAACCCUCGUCAAAAUCCUUUGGAGUCGAGUUUUCAAAAUCUCCAUUAGUUGUAUUGAAUAAUUUUGCUGGAGAUGCUAAACACAUUAAACUCAUUUCCACCAUGGUUCAAAACAUGUUUCCGGCGAUUCGAGUUCAGCAGAUGAAAAUAUCCGAUGCUCGACGAGUCGUAAUUUUCAAUUUAAAUUCAGAAACGGGAAGAGUCGAGUUUAGACAUUACAAAAUUAUAGUCAAAACAACUGGCAUCAGCAAAAGUGUCAAGACACUUAUUCAUACCAAUGUUCCAGAUUUAAAAGGAUAUAAAGAUAUUAGCGAUUAUGUGAUACGAGGUGCGUUUUCCACGGAGAGUGAUGUUGAGGAUGCUACUGAAUCUACCGUAACGCUACCGGACAAUUACCAACCCAAAGAUAGCAUCAAAACAAGUCAGCGUGCUAUUAAAUUGAUUGAACUGGGUCCACGUAUGGAGCUUGAAUUAGUGAAAAUCCAAGGAGGUCUAUGUGCGGGAGAAAUCAUCCACCAUUCUUUUGUUAAAAAGACGUCUGAAGAAAUCAAAAAAUUGGAAGAAGCGAUGGAAAUCCGAAAUAAAGAAAAGGAACAGCGUCGUGCACAACAGGCAAAGAACGUACAGGCAAAACAGACUGCCAAAAAGGCAAUGAAAAGUGCUGGAAAUGGUGAGAGUAACGAUCAAGAUACUGAUCAAGACGAUGACAUGGAGGAUCAAGACGAUGAUAUGGAAGAUCAAGACGAUGUUCAUAUGGAUGAUGCGGACGACGAGGAAGAUGAAUUUGAGCAUGACAUGGAUAGCGACGAGGAAGAAUAA